GCAAGGAGUGAGAUGUCCGGACUGCUCCGGGGACAGGGCUGCGUGACAUCGGCGGGGACCCAGGCAGGCCGCGGAACAGACGACACCCCUUCCCAAGAAGAGCGCAGACCGCGGUCCCAUGGCUCCCUCCAGAGACCGUUUCCUGCAUUACACCACUGGAAAAGACGCAACGCUCUCCUUGGCGCUGGUGCUGGUCAACGUGGUUCUGGUGUCGGCCGCGAUUCUCCUGUACUGCUCCAUCUGUAAAAGGAGAUCUUCAGAUAUCACCAACAGCAGAGAAAAAAGAGAAAGGUCACAUUCUGAGCUAAAAAAGGUGACAAUCCUCACGGAAUCCGAGACGCAAGACGCCAAGGUGACAAAUAAUGGAGUCAUCCCUUCAGGAGCUGAAAAAAACAGAAAAAGUAAAAAAGAUAAGAAAAAGGAUGCAGAACCGGAGAGGAACGGGUCAGUAGUGAAAGACGAUGACCAAGUGCUUGUUAAUUUGAAGAACAGAGUUCUCCCAUUACCUCCACCACCAGACAAUGAAGACUCGGAAUACGAAGAGCUGGGAUACGAAUCUAUACCGCUAGAAGAUGAACCGCCAAAUCCACCAACAGCGCAACCGUCUCUUCUUCAACUCCACUCUGGUCCAAAUGGGAAACACCUGGGCGAUACCUCCGGGAGCAUUCGCACAAUGGCAGUCGGCGGCGGUGAUGCCCUGGAAAACAUAAACCCUUUGUACGUCUCAGUAGAGGAAGGAUCGAGGAAUAAAACACCAGAAAACCAAGAAUCGGAGAUUGACCUUCCCAGUCCCGGACCCAACCAAGGAGAUGAACCAAUGAAGGAACCAAUGCAUUCAAACCCAAAUAUAAAUGAACCUAUCUAUUCCGUCGUUCGUAAGGACAAGCUCUCCGUAAAGAACCCACCUACAAAACCAAUGGAAAAUCUUUCUAUAGACUUAAGUGUAAAAAUUGAGGUUUUACAGGAGAAGACCAACCACAGUUCAGCUCCCGUGAAUCCUGAGGUUCCACCCACCUCCUCCUUUAAACUGAACACGAUGAUAAAAAAUUGGAGGACCAGAAAUUUAAAAACCUCCCCACCCCAACCAACCGUCUCCAUAAACGUUGACUUGGAGGACCCUCCUCCCAUUCCCGAUAAAGCAUUCGAUAUUGGAAAUGAAGCUGAAAGUGAAGAACGCCACCCAAAUGAGGACAAUACGGAAACAGAUAUCAAGACGGAGGAGUGAUUUCAGGAGAAAUGUCACUACAUAAAGGGACAGCAUCAGGGGCGGACUGACCAAUUCGGGCUCUCGGGCACUGCCGAGGGCCCCAUGCCACUAGGGGGCCCCCCAUCAGGGUU
Molecule: messenger RNA, 1338 nt
Organism: Rana temporaria (common frog)
Lineage: Eukaryota; Metazoa; Chordata; Amphibia; Anura; Ranidae
Product: altered inheritance of mitochondria protein 3-like
Exons: 7
Coding region: 119-1225 (368 amino acids)
Source: RefSeq, a predicted model, not a curated record